Molecule: messenger RNA, 1647 nt
Organism: Acanthocheilonema viteae
Lineage: Eukaryota; Metazoa; Nematoda; Chromadorea; Rhabditida; Onchocercidae
Source: the annotation of a GenBank genome assembly
AUGAUUGAAGUAGUCAGAUAUACAUCAGAUUUCAAGCAGUUUGCUUCAUCGCUAUAUAUGGAUUCAUCAACAGCAAUUCCGGAUGGUUUUUAUGCAACUACCGGUGGCGUGUCACGACAAAAUGCAACCGAUGAAGAUAUCAAUCAUACCAGUACUUUACUUCAAAUCCCACUUAAAUUUGAUCAGGGAACGGAUGCUAUUAAAACAGAAGGAAAACGAUCCAUAAAAAAACAGAAACAUGGAAGAAGAGAAAAAAUUCCGGAAGGUACGUUGUGUGUUGUUUGCUCGGAUUUGGCCAGCGGUAUCCAUUAUUCGGUUGCUAGUUGCAACGGCUGCAAAACAUUUUUCCGACGUGCGCUUGUGAAUAAGCAAGCUUUCCAAUGCCAGUUUUCCGACGAUUGCAUCGUUGAUAAAUCUGUACGAUGUGGUUGUCGAAGUUGCCGACUGAAAAAAUGCUUCGAAAUGGGAAUGGAUCCAAAUGCUAUCCAACACGACAGGGAUAAGAUCCGUUAUACCAAACGUUUGAAAAAGAUGAAAGAUGAGAAACCGUGUGUUGGCAGAGAUAUUCUUAAUGGAAAGCCGAUGAGGGAGGAAGGAGAAAACAGUCCCCAAAGCACUCUUUCUCUCGAUGACGCAAUUGCAAGUCCAUCAUCGAAUUUUGCCGGGCAGAGUUUGGGACCAAGCAGUAACGGACCAUAUCUUGAUCACGAUAUUCAAGAUGUACAAACUGAAAUGUCUGGUCUGCUUUCCGAUCUCUUAAGUUUGGAGCACAAACUCGACAGCGUUCGUUAUUCCAACAAAUUUCCUCCUCAUACUUCCGCUGCAUCAUGCAUGUACGAUAGACGACUUCUGGAUGACGAAGCUUGGCUUUCGGCUUAUACAGUUCCAGUGCAACCUGUUACAACUCCAAUGCCUUGUGAUCGUGGAAAUAUGCGUGCGUGGUUUGUGAAAGACCUAACAUUAAUGAUUGAAUGGGCAAAAUGUAUUCCACAAAUGAGACAACUUCUGCUUAACGAUAAGCUGGCAUUGAUUAAGGCAUUUGCACCUAUCUACCCACUCAUUCAAUUAGCUUAUUAUUCAUGCAAAUAUGAAAAAAAUCAGUCCAUAAACAAUUCUUUGGGAAAUUUGUUAGCAACUUCGCCAAGGUCGAGUACAGGGUUAUCAAUUGAAUCUAACGGGACAGUUGAUGAAGCUGUGAAGGUUGAACGAUUGUGGUAUCCAGAUGGACGUUUUCUGGAAAGGGAAGAUAUAGACGAGAGUAACACAUUCAAUAGUGGAAAGAAAAUUCUGCCGAUAAAUGCUCUACUCAUUGAUGGCGUAUGUCAGCAAAUUUUGCGGCUCAGACUUUCUGACAGUCAUAUGGUUUUGUAUAAAAUUAUGUUGUUUUUCAACCCAGAUGCUGAUGGAUUGUCUGUAAGAGGAAGGGCAACCGUGGGAAUAGAAAGGACAAAAUUUUUAAAUUAUCUAUACGCUCAGAUCAUACGUGAUCGUGUAGGACGACAAGCCACCGAGCUCUAUUCUAACAUCCUCAUGAUGACAUCCACUCUUAUUCGUGUUGCCUCGUAUUUGAAACGUACCUUCGACAUAUCACACAUAUUCGGUCCCGCAGACGAUUUGAUUGAUCAGCUGAUUAUUGUUGGCUUAUGA